UGCAGUGGCGUUAGAGCUCAAACGCUGUUCAAUUCUCUAUUGGGUCUUGAGUCUUCUCUGUCACCUGCCAAGUGGAAAUGGAGAGAGAAGAGCAAAAUCUGAGCCUGAGAUCACCUCUAAUUCAAGCUUCUGAAGAAAAUGAGCUUGAAUUGAAUGAAAAAGAGAGUGCUGGAAAGGGGGUACAGACAUCAGAGUUUGUUGCAGAGGUGAAGAAGCAGCUAUGGUUGGCUGGGCCUCUGAUUACAGUUGGUUUCUUGCAGUAUUCUCUACAGAUGAUCUCAGUCAUGUUUGUGGGUCAUCUUGGAGAGUUGACUCUCUCCGGUGCUUCCAUGGCCACUUCCUUCGCAACGGUGACUGGUUUCAGUUUACUGUUGGGAAUGGGAAGUGCAUUGGAUACUUUAUGUGGUCAAUCCUAUGGAGCAAAACAGUAUCAUAUGCUUGGCAUACAUAUGCAGAGAGCCAUGUUUGUUCUUUUAGUUGUUAGUGUUCCACUCGCUUUCAUCCUGUUCAAUACAAGUACCUUUCUUUUGGCUGUGGGGCAAGAUCCCGAUAUAUCAGCAGAAGCUGGACUUUAUGCUCGCUUUAUGAUCCCCUGCCUUUUUGCCUAUGGCAUUCUUCAAUGUGAAAUCAGAUUCCUUCAAACCCAAAACAUUGUCUUUCCAAUGAUGAUAAGCUCUGGAAUUACGACUUUGCUUCACAUCCUUGUUUGUUGGAUGUUGGUUUUCAAAUCUAGUCUCAGCAACAGAGGUGCUGCCAUGUCAAUUUCCAUUUCUUAUUGGAUGAAUGUGUUACUGCUAGCACUUUAUAUCAAGUUAUCCCCUAACUGCAAGAAGACUUGGACUGGUUUCUCAAGGGAAUCGCUUCAUGGUGUCCUCAUUUUUAUAAAGCUUGCAAUUCCUUCAGCUGUUAUGGUCUGCUUGGAGAUGUGGUCAUUUGAAAUGAUGGUUCUCCUGUCUGGUCUUCUUCCUAAUCCAAAAUUAGAAACAUCAGUGUUAUCAAUUUGCCUUAACACAGCUUCAAUGGUCUGGAUGAUCCCUUUUGGACUUGGUGGAGCUGUAAGCACGAGAGUUUCAAAUGAAUUGGGGGCUGAGAGUCCUCAAGCUGCACAUUUAGCAGUAAAGGUUGUAUUGCUUAUGGCCAUUACAGAGGGUAUUCUAGUAGGCUUGGUCAUGAUCUUGAUACGUAGAAUUUGGGGUUAUGCUUAUAGCAAUGAAGAAGAAGUAGCCAAAUACGUAGCAACGAUGAUGCCAGUUCUUGCAACAUCCAACUUCUUGGAUGGAAUCCAAUCUGUGCUUUCAGGUACCGCAAGAGGGUGUGGGUGGCAGAAAAUUGGUGCUCUUGUAAAUUUGGGGGCAUAUUACCUUGCCGGCCUUCCUUCUGCUGUUUUAUUAGCUUUCAUUCUUCAUAUUGGAGGGAAGGGACUUUGGUUGGGGAUCAUAUGUGCACUUAUUGUUCAAGUAUUGUCUCUUCUGUUCAUAACUCUACGUACUAACUGGGAAGAAGAAGCAAGGAAAACUACUUGCAGAGUUCAUGAUUCUAGCAUCCCCACAAAUAUGGCUUCAUAAAGUUCAAAUGUUAGGGACUCUGUUUAAGAAUCUCCAACUAAAUUCAACUCAACAAAUAUGUAUUCCAACAAUACUUCAGUGUACAAUAAUGUCCUAGAAUGAUGUCUUGCUUUUCAACAGCAUUGCUUCAGUUUGUUACCAAUUUCUAUUGUUCUUACUCGAUAAGGUUGUUAGAAACAGACUAUGCAUUUGUAUUCAUUAUAUA
Messenger RNA from Nelumbo nucifera (sacred lotus), 1770 nucleotides. RefSeq names its product protein DETOXIFICATION 16-like. Gene Ontology annotation, cellular component: membrane. The record is from RefSeq and is a predicted model, not a curated record. Gene Ontology annotation, biological process: xenobiotic detoxification by transmembrane export across the plasma membrane. Gene Ontology annotation, molecular function: xenobiotic transmembrane transporter activity; antiporter activity. NCBI's taxonomy places the organism in Eukaryota, Viridiplantae, Streptophyta, Magnoliopsida, Proteales, Nelumbonaceae.